Messenger RNA from Belonocnema kinseyi, 1018 nucleotides. RefSeq lists its product as uncharacterized. The record is from RefSeq and is a predicted model, not a curated record. NCBI's taxonomy places the organism in Eukaryota, Metazoa, Arthropoda, Insecta, Hymenoptera, Cynipidae. The transcript has 5 exons. The coding region runs from base 8 to 802 and encodes 264 amino acids.
CAGCAAGAUGAAGACUUUCCUAAUGACCAGUUUGUGCAUCGCCUUGGCUUUUGCCACGGAUUCAAAAUCGACAGCAAGUUCGAGUAAAAAGGAAAAAAGGGGUGUUGCAUUUUUUGGACCUGCAGGUUACGAUCUAUAUGGAGUGGUACCAGGUUUUGGAACUGGAUGGGCUUCAACUAGUUUCGGACCUUCGCCUUGGGACUCAUCAUUAUCUUCUGAUUUAGCUCUAGGCCAAAUUCAACUUCAAGCAACACAUAACGUGGCUCUUCAAGCACUGAAUGACGAUCAUCAAAUUGGAACACCAAGUAUUGCCUAUCCUCCAGAAAUUUUGAAAACAAUUCAGCAAGCAAAGGAAGCAAAUCACAACGUUCUCGUGGCUCAGCAGAGAGUUGCGGAAGCAAAACAGACAACUAUUCUUCAACAAAAAAUUGCAUUAGCCAGAGAAGCUGCAGCGCGUGAAGCAGCACAUAGAUCAGCAGAAAUUUCUGCUCAUGCGCAAGCUGAAGCGAGAGCUAGUGCCAAACAACUAGUGGCUCUUCAACAGAGACUUGCUACUCUUAAAGAUUCUGUGGCUGCAGCUCAACGAGUAGCGGCUGCCAGAGAAGCUGCUGCAGCUGCAGCAAUUCAACGAAAUGCAUCUGACACUGCUGCAGAAUUAAGAAAACAGGACGUCGACAAACAAAUUCAUACUAGUGAAAGAGAGGCCAAGGCUAGAGAUCUGAUAGCUGCCAAAGAAAAUGCCAUCGCCAGUGCUCUCCAGCAUUCAACAGCAGAAAAGCCUGCUCAUCAGCCUUGGGGAUAAUUUUUAAGAAUUGACUAUACAACUAUAUAAUAUGUAUUUUACGAACGCCAUCUUAGAAUACUAAUUAAUAUCUAGUAUCCUGUAACGGUUGUUCUCUAUAGGCAUGUUAUACAUAAUAUAUAUUUUAAUGUUAUAAUUAUAAUCGGGAAAUAUUUUGAGUCUUGAAAAACUAAAACUUUGUCAAUUGCUAAUUGUACUUUCUCUCUAGAUUUAUUG